Messenger RNA from Daldinia loculata, 2155 nucleotides. RefSeq names its product NADPH dehydrogenase. Gene Ontology annotation, cellular component: intracellular anatomical structure. The transcript has 3 exons. Gene Ontology annotation, molecular function: NADPH dehydrogenase activity; FMN binding; NADP binding. The coding region runs from base 635 to 1951 and encodes 438 amino acids. The record is from RefSeq and is a predicted model, not a curated record. Lineage: Eukaryota; Fungi; Ascomycota; Sordariomycetes; Xylariales; Hypoxylaceae.
UAUCGGGUGAUUGAUUAUAUAAUACCGGGACAAUUGUCUAGCUAUCUAAUCGUACUCUGUUUGUGUCGUAGCUAACGGGUCAUUAAUCCUCCACUCUAACUGGUUCUGGCCAGACCAUCGCGACGUCAUUUAGCGUCCCCGAUUUAUCUCCUAAGGCGCGAUUUUGCAUUAGAGAAGUUUUAUCGGGUAAAAAUCAACCAUGUAUCAAAAUCAAUGUGGAUUUUUAAUUCUGAUUGGUGAUGUUGGUCGGCACUUUGUAAUCCCUGUGUGAAACUAGCUUAUACUGUCGGAGAUAUUCCUACGAGGUAGUACGAGUCCCCGUUUUUUGUAGCCUUUUACUAUCCUGAGAUGGUUAUGGAGGGGCUCACCACCACGGCGCUUAGUAACGUCACUGGCAUGGAGGGUGGAAAGGUGGACGUAUGUUGUUUUGCGAUAGCUCAGAAAUAUAUAUAGCCUAGCCGACACUCCAGCUCAAUAUCAUAACUUCUCCUCACUAUUCAGCAUCAUCAUUCAAUAUCAACAGUUCAGCAUCAUACCCUCUAGACCUUGUUCUUCAACAUUACUACCCAGCGUUGCUAUUUAGAUCUUUGAUAUAUAAUUCACUAUAACAAGAAACCCCCAUACCAACACAAAUAUGUCUACUGUCAACGGUACCAAGGUCAAUGCCUUGAGCAUCCCUAACAAGGCGGCCAAGGGUGUCCCAUUCUUCACACCAGCCCAAGAGCCUCCUGCGGGAACCGCUCUAGAUCCCCAGCCCGAUGGAAGCACCAUCCCGAAGCUCUUCACUCCCCUCAAGAUCCGUGGCCUCACCCUUCAGAACCGUAUUAUGCUUUCUCCGCUAUGCCAGUACUCGGCUGAAAACGGCUUCCACACCUUCUGGCACUUAACUCACCUUGGCGGUAUCAUCCAGCGCGGGCCGGGCUUAACCAUGAUCGAAGCCACCGCCGUCCAGGCUCGCGGACGUAUUACUCCUAAUGACUCCGGACUCUGGCUCGACGACCACAUGGAGGGCAUCAAGCGCACGGUCGACUUCGCCCACUCCCAAGGUCAGCACAUCGCCAUCCAGCUCGCCCACGCCGGCCGCAAGGCCUCCGCCCUCGCGCCGUGGUUGCACAGGGGUGCUACGGCUGCUGCCGAUGUGGGCGGCUGGCCCGACGAUGUGGUUGCGCCGAGCGCCAUCCCCUACGACGAGAACCACGUGGUGCCUAAGGCGCUAACGCUGGAGGAGAUCGCGCAGCUCAAGGUCGAUUUCGUGGCGGCUGCCAAGCGCGCUAUCACCAUCGGAUUUGAUGUGCUGGAGCUACACUGCGCUCACGGGUACCUCCUCCACGAGUUCCUGUCGCCUGUUACUAACCACCGCACGGAUAAGUACGGCGGUAGCUUCGAGAACCGCGCGCGUCUGAUUCUUGAGCUGGCGGAUGAAGUCCGCGCUAUUAUGCCAGCUGAUAUGCCCCUAUUCGCACGUAUUAGUGCUACUGACUGGCUUGAGGGUGUUGAGGGCUACACUGGUGACAGCUGGAAGUUGGAGGACUCGGUGCGCCUGUCUGUGCUGCUUGCCCAGCACGGUGUUGAUGUUAUCGACGUCUCCAGCGCCGGAAACCACCCGCUUCAGAAGAUCGCCCGAGGCCCCGGUUACCAGGCGCCGUUCGCCAAGGCCAUCAAGCGAGCUGUUGGCGACAGCGCAUACGUGGUCACUGUCGGUACUAUCAUGAACGGACAGCAAGCUAAUGAUCUGCUUGUGGGCGGCAAAGACGCCGAUGACACUCCCGUGGAUAUCGCGGGUGUUGGACGCAUGUUCCAGAAGAACCCCGGUCUUGUCUGGACUUGGGCUGAAGAGCUCCAAGUAGCAACCUAUGUUGCAAACCAGAUCGGAUGGGGCUUCGGAGGCAGGGCCACCAAGCAGCGAAGGCCAGAGCCCACGAAGGAAGACUGCCACGGCCCUGUUCCUUAAAUGAUUGAUGAUGAGGAUGGAAGGGUUAGAUAUUAUGUCGCUUAUCUUUGCCCUAUACAUUUACAUGCUCUAGCGCCUUUUCUCUCCUGCUCUUAGAUUCGAUAGUUAGCUAGCUACCUAUGCAUUAUCGGCGUUUUACAUAUAGAGGAAUCUUAUUAUCUUAUAUUUUCUGUCUGUCUUGGUUGAUACAAUGCUAGUGAUAUG